UAGACAAACCACCAAACCAUACAUAGCUCAUCAUCUUUCUCCUUCUUCUUCUUCAUCUUUCAUCCAUCUUCAUCCAAAAAACAAUGCAAAUUGAGUUACCAAACAUGAACUCCUUCAUUGAGGAAUCACUAGGCAGAGCACAAGACCAAAAGAACUCCGAAACCGAUGAUCAAAUCGAAAGAACAGGAACAUUGUUGACAGCCACUUCACAUAUAAUAACUAGUGUGAUUGGUUCCGGUGUAUUGUCCUUAGCAUGGGCCAUUGCACAAUUAGGAUGGAUUGCUGGCCCUGCUACUCUUCUUGCAUUUGCAUUCAUUACUUGGUUUUGUUCGGCUUUGCUCGCCGAUUGUUAUCGUUCUCCCGAUCCGAUCAAUGGCAAAAGAAAUCACACUUACAUGGAUGCUGUCAAAGCCAAUCUCGGUGGUGUAAAGGUUCAACUCUGUGGAUUGGCUCAGUAUGUGAUGCUCAUUGGUGUCACAAUUGCUUAUAUUAUAACCUCCGGGAUUAGUAUGGUAGCAGUUAAAAGAUCGAAUUGUUUUCAUAAGAAUGGGAUUCAUGCAGAGUGUUAUGUUUCACCGAGCUUUUAUAUACUCAUCUUUGCAUGCAUUCAAAUAGUUCUAUCUCAAAUACCAAAUUUUCACAAGAUUUGGGGGCUCUCUAUAAUUGCUGCAGUUAUGUCCUUUGCUUAUUCUUUGACCGCACUUGGCCUUUCUAUUGCUAUGGUUGCAGAAAAAGGGUUGGGAAGGAGUAGUUUGACAGGAGCAACAAUUGGUGUGGAUGUAUCUGCAAGUGACAAAGUUUGGAGGGUUUUUCAAUCAUUUGGAAACAUUGCUUGUGCUUUCACUUACUCAAUGGUUCUAAUUGAGAUUCAGGAUACAUUGAAAUCAAGUCCACCAGAGAACAAAGUGAUGAAAAAGGCCUCAUUAAUAGGAGUGACCAUCACCACAAUGUUUUACAUGUUGUGUGGAGUGUUUGGCUAUGCAGCUUUUGGUAACAAUGCUCCUGGUAACAUGCUCACUGGAUUUGGUUUCUACAACCCUUUCUGGCUUGUUGAUCUUGCCAACAUUUGCAUUGUCAUCCAUCUCAUUGGUGCCUACCAGGUAUUCUCCCAACCAAUAUUCCAGUUUGUAGAGAGUUCAACUCAUAGGAAAUGGCCAGAGAACUAUUUUCUGAAUUAUGAACAUCUCAUUACCAUUCCGAUGAUCGGCCAGUAUCGGCUGAGCUUUUUCCGACUAGCAUGCCGAACAUUAUACAUCGCGGCGACCACUUUCAUUGCGAUGAUCUUCCCCUUCUUCAACGACUUUAUCGGUUUGGUCGGCGGCAUCGCCUUUUGGCCUCUCACUGUGUACUUCCCUGUAGAGAUGUACAUCAAGCAAGCCAAGAUUUUAAGGUUCUCUGGACCAUGGUUUUGGUUACAUCUUAUGAGUUCAAUUUGCUUUGUUGCUAGUGUACUUGCUGCUGGUGCUUCAAUUCAAGGUCUUUCCCAUGAUUUUGGAAAUUAUCACCCCUUUAAAAAUAUCUAAUGUCUAAUAUAUAUAUAUGUCAUAAAGUGUGUAUGAUGAAAAUUAAGUUGUAUAUAUAGUGUAAGCAACUUGUUCUCAAGUAUAAAGAUCAUGCUAUUUGGUGUGCUUUUGUAUCAUUUAAA
This is a messenger RNA of Dioscorea cayenensis subsp. rotundata (Guinea yam), 1645 nucleotides long. RefSeq names its product amino acid permease 6-like. The record is from RefSeq and is a predicted model, not a curated record. The coding region runs from base 84 to 1523 and encodes 479 amino acids. Gene Ontology annotation, cellular component: plasma membrane. The transcript has 7 exons. NCBI's taxonomy places the organism in Eukaryota, Viridiplantae, Streptophyta, Magnoliopsida, Dioscoreales, Dioscoreaceae.